Messenger RNA from Corythoichthys intestinalis (scribbled pipefish), 10602 nucleotides. Its product is annotated as E3 ubiquitin-protein ligase TRIM35-like. The record is from RefSeq and is a predicted model, not a curated record. Lineage: Eukaryota; Metazoa; Chordata; Actinopteri; Syngnathiformes; Syngnathidae. Gene Ontology annotation, cellular component: cytoplasm. The transcript has 2 exons. Gene Ontology annotation, biological process: protein ubiquitination. Bases 123 to 1199 code for a protein of 358 amino acids. Gene Ontology annotation, molecular function: ubiquitin protein ligase activity; zinc ion binding.
CCUUAAAGUUGGGUGCGCUUUGUUCAUUCUCUCCUUUUCUGCGUGGACGCCGAGAGGGAGAACAUCUGCAGCUCGACAUUCCGAACUUGCGCUCCGAGACAAACGCAGUCUUCUCUAAAACAAUGGCCGGACGUCUCAAGGACUAUCAUCUAUGUCCCGCCUGUUCGAACAUCUUCACAGAUCCUCUCAUGCUGCCGUGCGGUCACAGCUUCUGCCGUACAUGUCUGCACCAGUUGAUUGCCACAGACAAACGAUUGUGUCAACUCUGUGGGAGAGCGUUUGGAUUGAGGGAUCCGCGUCCGAACAUUGCAGUCAGGGCGAUAUGUGAGGAAAUUGUCAAGUCAGAAGACAUGUGCAGCUUGCACAAAGAGGAACUCAACUUCUUCUGUUUGGACCACCAGGAGCUUGUGUGCCCCGAAUGCAUCUCUACAGAAAUCCAUGCUGGCCACAAGUUCAAGUCCCUCAAAAAAAUUGUGAAAGGUCAUCAUAAGGAACUCCAGGAAGGCCUGCAAGAGGCCAAGGGAAGACUCAAAGAUUACAAUGACUGUAAAGUCAACUUAUUUGAACAGGCAGGGUACAUCAAAGUCCAGAGGGCGAAUGUCGAACGCAAGAUUAGGAAGGAUUUUAAGGAGCUCCGUCUCUUUCUCGACGUCGAGGAGGAGGCCAGGUUGGCUGAUGUCAUGGAGGAAGAGAAGAAGAAGAGUCAAACGAUAAAGGAGAAGAGAGCGGCUCUCGGCGAACAAAUCGCCGCUCUCUCGGAUGUCGUCAGCAGCACUGAGAAGCAGCUGAAGUCUGACAACGCUUCUUUCAUGAAGAACAUUGAGACUGCGAUGAGCAGAAUCCAGGAGCUGCCUGAGAAGCCGCAGCUGCUACCAGGAGCUCUGCUGGACGAAGCCAAACACGUGGGCAACCUCAAGUUCAAGGUGUGGGAGCGGAUGAAGGAGACGCUCGCCUACAGCCCAGUCAUUCUGGACCCCAACACAGCCAAUCCAAGAAUCUGUCUGUCCGAAGAUCUAACCAGUCUGAGUUUGAAAAAAUUACAGCAGGAGCGUCCAAAGAAUUCAGAGAGGUUCCAGGGGGAGACUCUGCUGGGUUGUGCUUCGGACCCGGGAAGACAACAGUGGCUGGGAAUUAGGGGUUGUGUGGAUGGACCUUCGUUUGCCAGAGAAAAUGAAGGGUUGGAUCAUUGGAUUUUGUAAUCAGGCAUGGAAAUGGGUCAGGGGUUGAUGGGGGUAAAUAUUACGUGCCUUAACAUUAGCACAUUAUGUAUGAUUGGCCCUGUGCCCUACCAUAGUAAGAAGGGAAUCUACAUUCACAACGAGAUAACUUGUUUAGCACGAUAAUAUUGUUUUAUUCCCAUAGUCAAAAGGGAAUCACACAAGAUAACUUGUUUUGCAUCUGUUACAGCACUGCUCAUUUGUUCCCAUGUGAAAAGCCCUUUUCCAAGGGGGCUGAACCAAAUGUAGCUUUAAUGUAAGUCAUUGGACGGGGUAGCGCCGCUCGGGGAUGGAAGUGGCCUCUCCGCAUCCCUAUAAAAACCGGGCAUUUCCGGGCGACCAGUGAAGUCUGCUGGUGGAUUAACGCGCAGAUCGCCCAGCUUUGUCCUUUCGCCGCUCUUACUGGAGUGCUGGCCCCGCUUCCCACUCAUUUUGUCACGGUAAGCGACUUUAAAGUGAUCCUCUAACUUAAAUACAUGUAGGCUCUAAUAAACCACACUUUUUCUCUUGUACUAAAGUAUGUUGUUAGAAACACAUAAAAUGUUAAAUCAAUGGCAAUAUUUUAUAAUAUUUAGUCCAUAUUUUGACCGUUAGUUGGCGCCAUGGUUUGCGGGCUCGCAGUGAUGACGUCAUUGGUAUCUUUCCCAAAUGUGUAACGUGUUCAACAAUUGCUUAUUGCUGCUUAAACUCUCUAAGUAAAAUGCCACGAUGUGCUGCUUUUGGAUGCAAUUUCCAGUCAAAUGGAAACAAGGGGAGUGAAGUGAGUGGUAAAGGUGGAAUUAUUAUUUUUAGUCAAUAAAUGUGCAUAAGUGGAAGCUUCUCCCCCUUUUUGGUCCCUGCAUGCACGUAUCCUACCCACCACGCGUUACAACUGGCGCCCGAACCAAUAAUGGUUUUGGAUCUGUCCAUUUUUGUUAAUCGGAUCAGUCUAUUUUGUGGAAUCGACGGCCUGAUCGCGGCUGCUAUUUUGCCAUGGGAUCGGUCUAAUUCCUGGAUCUUCGAGGGAGUAAAAAAUGUGGAUAUGAUUAGUAUUGCAAUCUUUUUUGUUGACUAUCCUACGUGAGAGUUUUCCCCAAAUCAUACUAAAUAAUUAAAGCACUAUGGCACGCUACAGUGACGACAGUGACUCUGACGUGGACCUUACAACAAUGUUGCAGUUCGUCAGGGAAUGUGUGUUUGCGUACUGCUGAGUUCCCGAGUGAAGAGUGGUCAAGGUGGAAAUAUUUUUUGUGAAUAAAUGUGCAUAAGUGGAAGCUUCUCCCCUUUCUGGUACUUUUAUAUACGUAUCCUAGCUACCACGCGUUACAAUGUACAAAACCUGGAUUACACAAGGUGUCCUCUUUGGCCUGUACUGUAUGUAAAGCACACGACAGCUCUAGAUGCUAACAAUCUUCAUAGUUAUAUUGGGAUAAGUUUGAAUCGCAAUAUGCUUACCUUGAAUAUCUGCUAAUAAAACCGGACAGCAUACACUCUUCGCUCCCAACCGGAGUUCCCCGCAGGACUCUCUCGCAUCACCAGUUUUGCCCAACUUUUGUCUUAUCAGGUAUUUGCUGCAUGCAUUUUCAUCCUGGAGCUCGUCUUGUGAACGACCGACAGUGCUGUCCUGCUCUUCACUUUUCAGAUCUGGUUCAAAUAGGAAGGGUAGAACUGACGACAUGUUGGGAAAGCUAACAAGUGACGCGCUGGAAUUAAGGCAACGGGACCAGUGACGUCACGCACUGCAACUAGACAUGUGCCGGUUACCGGUUUCACGGUUUACCGUGGUGUGAAAACGUCGCGGUUUCAAAACCACUAAAAUUUUCCGUCAUACCUUAGUACGGUAUUGGCUAUUUUUCAUGUGCCAAAAUGCAGCCGAAGUGGCUUGGUGCGGCAGUGCUCACCCCUUCCCCUGUUUGUUGCCGUGAGUGUCAGUGACGCUAUUCUGCUAAACAGCCAGCAAACCCAAAACAUCCUCCAAACACAAGGCGUACUUUUCUUCAAUUUAUUGAGCUCUCAAAUCGUGGUGAAAUAUACAAAUGAAUACAUUUAAAACGUUGUACAAUUGUAUUUUUCCACGUGUGAUUAGGUUCAACAGGAUAGCAGUAGCACCAUUUAAAAAGUUCACCAAAAACAAAACACACAUUUUCCUUUCAAAUUCAAUAUAAAAACUAACUAAAACUUACAAAGACGAAUGUUAGUCGAGGUUUUAUGUCUCACAGCCGCUGAGUGAGAAACAAGCUCAGUGUUUCCCCUAGGAUUUUUUGAAACUGUGGUGGUGGUGGGCCGAGUCAGAGUCUGAGUCGGACAACACCAUCAUGUGCCGCGGGGAAUGUGUUUCAUAUCAUGACAAAUAAGAUUUUUUUGACAAGAUUAAUUUUUUCUAAGAACUUAACCUUUGCAAAGUUUGCAUCCUCCCUGCGAAUAUUAGAUUUUCCGGGACAAAUAAAUAAAUAAAUAGGGAAAUCAGCAAUAAAUGGUCAAUUUUUAGAGAGGCAUGCUGCAAGAUUGUCCCCCUGAUUCUCAAGUCUGUCUUCACUUACACAGGAAGAAGAAAAUCAAAUAUGUCUAAUUUACAUUAGUCAAUCCGACUUCAGUUCAAACUGUAGUCUUUGUUGGAGUUACUUUUCUGAUUGUUAGGGCAAAUUCAUAUCAUGAUUUGUUUCAAUGAGAUGAAAUGUACUUCUUUCAAUGUAAAUGCACCAUCUGUUUUGUAAUUUUUUGUAUAAGGAAUACUGUAUGCCAGGUUAUAGACAAUAAUAAUAAUUUUCAUAGUUUAUAGACAAUGAACCUUUUUCAACACCAGAAUUUAAGGUAAAAUAAUACAAUUAUGAAUUUAUUAUUAUUAAAAUUAAUAGGUGCAGGAUUUUUAACACUCACCUUGAUUUGUGUGGUACAGCCAUGGCUUGAACUUUGCCAUUUCUGUCCAUGUUGGGUCCCUGCUAGAUUCUGUUUCCUUUUUUUUUCUUAGUUGAGAGUUCUCCUACGUUGAACCGUGCACUUUCCUGAUCUUCAUCUCCAGCUGUGAUCUUGCCUCAUUUGAAAACUUUAUAUAAACAUUAAAAUACACCGCUUUCCAUAACCAUUUCGUUAUUUCUACUCCUCAGAACGUGAGAGCUAAUAUCUUCGUAACUGGGGAGUGUGAGCCUCAUGUUCUGAAAUAUUUAAUUAGCUUCAGAUGCUAAUUAAUUAUUUAGGAACGCGACGGUCUAGAUCACCACAACAAUAAUUGUCAUUUUGUUAGCGGACCCUCGUACUCAUGAAUUUUAGUCUUUCCAAAAAAACUACUUCGAAAUCCUCGUCUGAAAUUACUUGUGACGUAAGCGCCGAGCAAAUGCUAUGCUAGGAGGCGACGAUUCGGGUCAAAGACACGACAUAAUGAACUUCAACGUUAUGUCAAUGUCAAUAUUAAGGUCGUGUUGACAGUAUAAGACAGAAGUAAAUUUAUUAACUUCAAACGCCUCUCUGUGGAUUUUUCUCUCCAUUUCGAUCCCCACGCCGACGAACUCGAGGCGCAAACUUUCAGUAGGAGAACGGAUACGCUUUUCAAAAUAAAGCGUGUAAAGGAACAAUUUGUGUUUGUCAUGCUAUUUCAGACGAUUUAUGGUUAAUAGUGCGUAAAAAUGAGCUUCUUAUAUCCAUUUAGACGUCAUGUUGAAUUAGGGCUGGGCGAUAUGGCCUUAAAGAUGUAUCACGAUAAAUUGAGCAGAUUUAUCUCGAUAACGAUAAAUGACGAUAAAUUCGCCCAAGCGGACUGUUAUAUAAUUUGAAAAUCUGAAUCAAUGCAUGAAAUACAGAUGAACUAUUUCUUGUUGAUUUAUUUACCAGCAUUCAAUUUGAUAUACUGUAUUUAACCCUAUAACACCGAACGUGUCGGCAGCGACGCGUUUAUGCAUAUCGUCUUUGAAGCUUCGUCACGCUGUAAUUACAUCACCCACGUGCUGCUGGUUGGUCUUGUUUGAAAGUGCGGAAGUUGAUGUCCACACCAGUUUUUAUUUGAAGUCAAUCGGCCAAGAAAAACGGGAGAUAAUGUCAUUUGAGUUUUAUAGUUUUAUUGCACUCAUAAAUAUGCAUUAAAACGCUGCAUGGACCAUGUAUCCAUCUCCAUAUUUCCAUCAUUCCUUGUCCUUUUUCAAAACCGAAAGCAGCACAAAAGAUUACUUAUCCCAAGAGUCGUUGUGAUGUCAGGAAGGACGAACCGAAUGUGAUCAUUUUUUAUAAAUUUCCGAGCGAGGCGCCAACUAUUGAAAGGGAGACAUGCUAAGCAAGCAGCGACCGGUAUUGUGCCGAAAAAUGCACAACACCAGUUGGUUUGAGCGAGCGACUUUGAAACGUGCAGAAUGAAUCUAAAACUACAUUUAGCACAAGCUAAUGCAUUAUUUCAUGAACUCAAGGAAGAAGAUGAGUCGCAUUUGUCGUUGUUUUCCUCUGAUGAAUCGGCGUCUCGGCGAGUAGAAGUGACAGCAGAGCGCAAACGGCGAAAGAGUAGGCUGUGUGACGUUGUGUGUGACGCAGCUCCGUGACCUGUUCAAGAAGCUUUAUUGAGUGCGCAAAAAAAAGAAACAACACUUUAUUGGGUCGCAUGCCUGAAAAUUUUGAAUUGAACUACUUGUCAAUAUUUUAAAAAUACUUUUUUUCAAUGUUAUAUAUAUUUUUUCUUCACUAUAAUCUUUUCAAUUUUUAUGUAGAUGUGUGUUCGAGAAGCUUGAUUGCAUGUACGUAUAUACUUUUGAUAAGAUGACACCUAACUUCACAGAGAUAUUUUCCAAACCCUUUUUGUGUUAGAUGAUAUAAAUUUUUUUCUCACUAUUUUGCACACUAUAUAACCUGUUUUGACCAUAGUAUGUAUAAAGGCCAAAAACGCCUAUGACCAUACCUGCUGUUUGUGUUGAAUUGUCAAACAUAAAACUAUUCAAUCUUAUUUUUUUCUAUUGAAUGUUUAUCCUAACAAGUUGAAUAAAUAUUAUCAAGCUUCAAAACGGUUGGUCGAGCAUGUUUGGUUGUCAAUUUGACGUCAACAUUACACAUUUUGAAAAAAGAUUUUGGGAUUUUUUUGUCUUUUUGGGUCCAAAAUGUGGAUUAUAAUUGGUCAGUGGAGAAAACAACAGUUUAGACAUGACGUUCAAGGUGUCCUGAAAAAAGGGACCCAAUUUGGCCAUUGUAAACAAUUUUUUCUUUGAACUAUAAAGGCACCUCAAAUGCAUGCGAAUUCGGCCAAAAUAGGCUUAGGUGUUAAAGGGUUAACAAUUGUACAUGCAGUCUCAACAUUAAGUUUAUAAAAAUGUAUUGUAAGCAAUAAGAAUUGAAGUAUGAACAUUUAUAACAGCGUGUAUGACUUGAACAAUGUUGAACAAUGUACAUUGUCAAAACCAAUAUGCCUGUGCAAACAUGUAAUUGUAACACAAAUGACUUGCAGCUUGAACAGUACACUUCAAAAAGACAACUUAUUGUUAAUGGCUGCUGUGACAUAAUUAUUAAAUACAAGUGUUUACUUUAUGGUUUAAGGUUUUUUUUCCCCCCAGGGCAUUUUUUAAGGUUAGAGCCGCUAUCCGACUCCAUAACGUUCAUUUGUAGCGUUAGCCGCUAGCUAGCGUUAGCCUGGCUACCAGUAGAAAGCACUGAAAGCACCAUCUCCGGAAAUCGUGAGAACAAAGGAGGACAGCGAGUGAAAGCCCGUCUGGAUGCCACCAAGAGUCUACUAAAUGUCGGUUGAAAGUUUGGUGAACCUCCCUUAAGCCACACUCCAUCACGUUUUGCUUGUAGCGUUAGCUGCUAGCGUUAGCCUACCAGGCUUUUGUUUGAUUGGCUUCCUGAUGACCACGUGACUCCCUACUUAAGCACAUUCACUGCUUUCUUAAAGGGGAAUGAACAUAGACGAACAACACAGAAUCAAAGCGGGAUGAAAAGACUAUAUUUUCUUGAUUUAUUAAUUUACCGAAUUUACCGACAUGGUCAAAAUUACGUCGGUCAUCGUUAAGAAUUUCGGUGACGGUAAAUUUUCGGUUUACCGCCCUGCUCUAUGUUGAAUAAUACAAAUUAAUAAUUAGAUUUUCCCACCCCAAAAAAUCUGCAAGGUGUGGCGGCUUUUAUUUUGGUGUGGCGCAGCGCCACGAUUUUUAAUAUGUAGGGGAAAGCCUGAAGCUUGAAUGAAGGGGGGAAAGGAAAAGAAUCACGUCAAAGAUCGCAAAUUGAGAAGAGGUCUCACUCCUCACUUUUUUUUUUUUUUUUUUAGAUGAAACCUUUCCUCAACAAUAUUUACAUUUCAACUAAUUUAUUAAACUAACUUAUACAUCUUUAACUAACUUAUUAAUUUACGAAUUAUUUGUUCUUUUUAACACAAAGGCAUGGCAUCAUGUAGACUAGAGUUGACACAGUGGCUGAAAAUGGCGAAACUUCACUUGAGCUUCCCCCCUCAAAAAAAAGUCAUACAGUAUAUAUUUUUAAUUUUAUUUAGAAGUGUUUUUACUUUUUAUAGCAAUUAUUUUGUUCUUACUCUAAUAUUGAGCAACUUGAGCUGUGGCUGUGGGUAUAGUCUAGGUUCUAUUUAUUUUAUUUUUAUAUUAAAUAUUUGUUAUUUUUUGUUAAUUUAUUUAUUUUCACAUUAUAUUCAUGUUACAAUUUGCAAAUAUGUUUUGAAAAAAAACUGUUCAACGGAUUUUUUUUUUUUUUUUUUAAACCCAUACAUCUCAAAAUUUUGGAGCUAUAAUUGCAAUACCUCGAUACCGUGAAACCGCGGUAUUUUUGCUCACGGUUAUCGUACCGUGAAAAUCUCAUACCGGCACAUGCCUAACUGCGACGUAACAAGAAUGGCGACCUAUCACUUAAAAUAACUUUACAAACUUUAUUAAAACAAAACCAUUAAGAGGGGUUUUAAUAUCAAAUUAUAACUCAUACUAAAAUGUAUUUUUUAAGAAUUGUCUUAAAAAUUGAGGAUCCCUUUAAGGGACAAUUUGGUUGUGCUGUAACAGUAACACGGGGGUUGUGACAUUGGCAAACUCAAAUCUAGCGUGAGGUUACUAUUUGAUGCGUUUGUUUUUGAUACCUGUUUGCUUGCUCUUGUGGGAUUGUAAUCAAUAAAUCACGUCUAUUCUGCAAUUGUCGUAAAUAAAUAUUGUCUAUUGAGCAAACGUGUGCCUGUAACUGAUUCACCGCAAACCUGAAAUUUCAUACAACAGGGGUUAAAAAGGUGAGAAGGGUGUGGAGUAGGGCUGCAGCUAUCGAUUAUUUUAGUAGUCGAUUAAUCGAUAAACCAUUAGUUCGAAUAAUCGAGUAAUCGGAUAAGGAACAUGAAAAAUUAACUGAGCUGAGCCUAAAACGGUAUAAAAAAUAUAUAAAUGAGGAUCUAUGUACAAAAAAAGAACAAUUGGCUAACUUACAUCGCUAAAGUCCGCUAGUUCAAAAGCUAUAAAAUGCUAAAACUUUUUUACAAUGCUCUUAACAAAUGGUUCAGACACAUUCCCACAAAAAUAGGCUAAAUAUACCUAUAAAAUAAAUUAUGAAUGCAUUAAAAAAAAUAAAUCCUCAAACAAAAUUUUGCUUAUGUUGGUCUUAACAGGGUGCACCUGGAUUCAGCCAUGUGAAUUGAGGCCGAAUAGAAGGCAGUGUAUCCACCCUAAUCAAUAAAACUAAAUGCAAGCACUUUCAAAAUAAUCCAUUACAACAUCACUUUAAUUAAACGAAUACUCGAAUCAGCAAAAUUUAAUUCGAAUAUUUUUUUCUAAUCGAAUACUCGAGUUAAUCGAUUAAUCGUUGCAGCUCUAGUGUGGAGGAAAUAUGUUCCAGUAGGGCUGUCCCAAACGACUAAUUUUUACAAUUAGUAGUAGGGGUGUAACGGUACACAAAAAUCUCGGUUCGGUACGUACCUCGGUUUUGAGAUGACGGUUCGGUUCGUUUUUGGUACAGUAAGAAAACAAAAUACAAAUGUGCUAGUUGUUUAUUACACAAUUUUCUGCUUUCAACAAUAGGAACAUUAGCCUAUACAAAGCCAGAAUUCUGCUCACAAAUAGAAAAUACAAUAUUCUGAAAAGUAGAUAUUUUGAAGAACAAAAUAAAAAUAACCGAGACUUUUUCUUUAAAAUAUCUGAUGUGCAAAAUUCAACAGUUGCAACACAACAGUUUCAAGUUUCUCAUAUUAACUUUGACCACAGCCUCGAAAAGUAAGGGUUAUUAGGGCUGUCAAACGACUAAAAUUUUGAAUUGAGUUAAUCACAGCUUAAAAAUUAAUGAAUUGUAAUUAAUCACAAUUCAAACCAUCUCUAAAAUAUGCCAUAUUUUUCUGUAAAUUAUAUAUGGAAUAGAAAGAUAAGACACAAGACUGAUAUAUACAUCCAGCAUAUUGUACAUACGUACUGUAUUUGUUGAUUUUACAAUAAAUCCACAAGAUGGCAUUAACUAGAGAUGUCCCGAUCGAUCGGCAUCCCAAUCGAUCAGGUCCGAUCACGUCACUUUCAAAGUAUCAGAAUCGGCAAAAAAAUAUCGGGCAUGCCCUUUUUUAAUUUAUAAUUUUUUUUAAAUCGUUUAACGUUACAGACAUGAUGUGUUACACUCUUCCAGAGUCUUUAGUUUAAGCUUAAGGUAGGGUUAUCACAUUUAUCGCGUUAACUGCGAGAAUUCAUAUUUUUUACAUUUAUCACGUCACAAUAUUUAACGCAAUUAACGCAUGCGUUACACGACCUACUCACGCAUUGUCGCGUUAAAUCUAUAAUGGCGCCGUUUUACCCAUAUAGUAUAUAAUGUAGAGCUGAAACAAUACUCGAGUAACUCGAGUUUAAAAACUGAUCCAAGUAAUUUUAUUCAACUCGAGUAAUCGUUUAUUUUGACAGCUCUUAGCAUCACGUUUUGCUCGGACUAUUUUUAAUGCGGGACAACACGCUAAUGUCACGUGCGUAUAGGGAGAAGCACAAAAAAAAAAAUGCCGACGUUGCUAGCCCGCACGAUGCUACGUUGAUAGCAGGUAGCGUCUAAUGAGUCUCAUAGAGAUCACAUGUAUGUUCAACUAGAUGCGAAAUGACAGACUCGGCCGCGUCUGGGCAGCGUUAGUAAACAGCCGCCAUCUUAAAGCAGUAGAGCGCUAAGCGCUAAUAAAGAGCGCUAAUAAAUAAGAUUAACGUUACUUUCACGCAACGUUAGCCCUGCGGAGGGCUAGGUUUCUAUUAUGACCACUGUCGAUGCGUGGCUAACGUGUCUUACAUACAGGCUUUAACAUAACAGCGUUGUGGAGUGAUGAGGGUGUAAAAUAAAAACUCAAUAAUGCUAACUAUCAAUUUUAGCUCAGUAGUCAUUGCUGGAUAAAACACCAAGCAGCACUGGUCCCUAAUGUGCUCCAAUACAGCCUGUAUCAUACAUUUAUUUUGAACACUGCAAAAACUCUAAAUCCUAAACUUAAAAAUGGCUUGACACAAAUAGAAAU